Molecule: messenger RNA, 825 nt
Organism: Schistosoma spindalis
Lineage: Eukaryota; Metazoa; Platyhelminthes; Trematoda; Strigeidida; Schistosomatidae
Source: the annotation of a GenBank genome assembly
AUGACAGCAGCUUGGAAAUCUUUAAAGUUGUUCACUGACUGCGGAAUUCUGGAAAUAACCUUGUCGCGUUUCAAAGCAGAAGGUCACAUGUCUUCAUGUUCGGAUGAGUUUAUUGAUGCCCAGGAGUUCUCUCCAGGUUCACCGCCAGAAUCGUCUACGGAUUUUAAGGAGUCCGUAAGCUUUGACACAUUUUCACAAAAUGAUGGAGACAAAGAAAAAUCAAUUGAAGUUAAAAGACUAGAAGAGGAAUCACUAACCGUUCAGGAAAUUGAGGAACAAAGGGAUAUUGCAGUUGCCACAAAAGAUAAGGGAAAUUCUCUUUUCAAGUCUGGCUCUUAUAACGAGGCUUUAAUGAAAUACACGGAAGCUCUUGACCUCUGCCCGCUGAAGUGUGCCGUUGAACGCUCUGUGAUUUAUGCCAAUAGAGCUGCAUGUCAUAUAAAACUGGAUUCUCCCGAAGCAGCAAUCUUGGACUGUAAUGAAUCGUUGAACUUACAACCAGAUUACGCCAAAUGUUUGGAGCGACGUGCCACUUUGUUGGAAAGCAAGGACAGGCUGUCAGAGGCACUUGAAGAUUAUAAAAAAAUUUUGCAGUUGGACCCCAGUAAUCAAAAAGCUCGUCAUGCAUGUGCUACCCUUCCGGAGCGUAUCCAUAUUCAAAAUGAAAAAAUGAAGGAGGAAAUGUUUGGUCAAUUAAAGCAGUUAGGUAAUCUGAUCUUAAAACCUUUUGGUCUAUCAACUGACAAUUUCAAAGUACAAAAGAAUCCUGAAUCAGAAGGCUAUUCCAUAAAUUUUGUUCAAAAUGCUGCGCCCUCAUCUCAGUGA